Messenger RNA from Lagopus leucura (white-tailed ptarmigan), 3446 nucleotides. RefSeq names its product phospholipase A2 group XIIB (gene PLA2G12B). Gene Ontology annotation, biological process: arachidonate secretion; triglyceride homeostasis; phospholipid metabolic process. Gene Ontology annotation, cellular component: extracellular region. Bases 73 to 711 code for a protein of 212 amino acids. Lineage: Eukaryota; Metazoa; Chordata; Aves; Galliformes; Phasianidae. Gene Ontology annotation, molecular function: A2-type glycerophospholipase activity; calcium ion binding. The record is from RefSeq and is a predicted model, not a curated record. The transcript is spliced from 4 exons.
GGCAGCAGGGUGCUCACCUCCUCCCACGCACACAGCUCGCUCCCACUGCUCCCUGCCCACACAUCGGCGUGCAUGAGGGCGCGGGGCCUGCGUCCGGGCUGCAGGAUGCGGCUGCUCCUGGAGGCAGCGGUUCUGUGCCUGACCCUGUGCCUGGGGCACAGCACCGAGGAAACCACGCAGGAGAACACCGCCCAAACGUCCUACACAGAGUCCUACUUUCCGGAGUGGGGCAUCGGGGCCAUCCGGGACAGCUUCGAGACGGUUAACAGCUACUUUGACUCCUUCUUGGAACUGCUCGGGGGGAAAAAUGGCAUUUGCCAAUACAGGUGUCGAUACGGGAAGGCUCCGAUGCCACGACCUCACUACAAGCCCCAAGAACCAAAUGGCUGCAGCUCCUAUUUUCUGGGGCUCAAGGUACCCCAAAGUCUAGAUUUGGGUAUCCCUGCCAUGACCAAGUGCUGCAACCAGCUGGACAUUUGUUAUGACACCUGUGGAGCCAACAAAUACCGCUGCGAUGCCAAGUUCCGCUGGUGCCUCCAUUCCAUCUGCUCUGAUCUCAAGCGCAGCCUUGGCUUUGUCUCCAAGGUGGAAGCCUGUGAGUCCGUCGCAGACACCGUGUUCAAUGCUGUCUGGACCCUGGGCUGCCGGCCCUUCAUGAACAGCCAGCGGAGCGCCUGCAUUUGCAGCGAGGAAGAGCGAGACGAGCUAUGAAGCAGAGCAGAACCCCUGGCCUUCACGAGCUGCUGCCAACGCUCCCUCUCACACACGGCGCUUCUCAGUGACUUCCAGCAGCCCUCUGGCCAAGCAUGGGACACAGGGACCUUGGCCAAGCAACACGCAUUGGCUGCAGCUUUGGAGCAGAAGGCAGCAAAAGGAGAGGCAGCCUGUGCAAGUAGGGCAGAGAUGCCUGCUGUCCUCCGCAGCUGCAGUUACACUGCCCUAUCCCUUUCCAGCUCUAUCAGAAUGAUCUGAUGCCAAUUUUCUCUGCAGACUGAUCUGGAAAGGCAAGCAGGACGCAGUGCUGGUUAUAAACAAGGGGCUUUACUUGUUUGUUUGCCACUCUGCUAGUAUCCCCUGCCCCUUAACUUUCUCAUUUGCAGUGUGAAGCAUUAGGCCUCUGCAGCCUCUGACAAUCUCAGCCUGUGGCCACACUAUUUACGUUUUUCCAUCUCUGGAGACUGAAGGAGAGGAGUGAUUUGCUCUCAGUGUGAUGCUCACAUGCACCCCUCACAUUUUCUAUUCUAUCAUUACACACUCUGACUACUCUGCUUAUUUAAUACUUGAUGAAACAAUGUAAAACACCCAGGGGUUUGGCAACAUGAGAAGGACUCGGCGUGUUUGUGAUACUGGUGUGUUUCAUACCUGGGCAGAAGAGGACCAAAGCCCAUCUCAGAUGUGCAGAGCACUAAUCCACAGCUACUCUUACACACCUACAGCACUCUCACACAUUCUCAGGAGAGGAAGCUGCAUUUUUUUUUUCAGUGACUCCCAGACUGUAUCUGUUUAAUUAUUUUCUUCCUGUAUCUUCUAGCAAGCUUUUCUUUCUGGAUCCCUGUUAACACUAAAUGGCUGAGUACCCAUCUCCAUCUUUCACACAAAGGACACACAAGGCUCACAGUUGCCUUGGAUGAGAUUUUCCAAACCCCGGAGGCUUAUCUGUUAGAUGGCAGGGCUUACUUGCUAUCUUGGUGGGUGCAGAGACGCUGCCAGCUGAGAGCAAUCAGUCAUCUCAGAAGGCAUUCUUUAAAACAUGGUUAAUACUUCCAUCUGCUAUUGGGAGCUUUUAUUAUGUUUAAAAUGAGAAUUUAAGAUGGUAUGCAGAAUUUCAUCAACAUAUAACAUUUGCAGACAUUUUUCAACUGUUUUUCUUGCUGAAAGGAAGUUGCUAUUGGGUGUGCAUGCCACGACAUGAAAAUUCUUCAGUUUCCUGCAAACAUAUUUAUGGCUAUGUUCUUCCAGCUGUCACAGGAAAGUUAAGGCUACAGAAGGUAAUAUAACAAGAAUAGAAAGUCCGUUUUCAUUACCUUUCUUCUAGUUUGUGUUUAAAUGGGUGUGUGGAGCUAUAAAUUAUUUAAGCCCUGUAUUCCUAUUCUUGCUAGUCAUCUUUGCUUUAUAGUGAACAGCAAUGAGAAUCAUCUGGUCCCAAAUAGCCUGCAACAACAAGAGUCGUCCAAGGUACAAAAACAGGGAAUUGGAAGUGAUAGUAUAAGGUGCACUGAGAUGUCUUCCAUAGAGGAGGACCUUCAUUCAUAGUUGCAAUGUCAAUUGCAAUGACAUCCUUUCCUGGCUGUGCUAAUGCCAGUGGAGAGUGAAUACUGCACUGCCAAGUUUCACUGCAGCAUAUGUCUAUCAGAGCGCGAGGCUGGACACGCUCAUAUGCCAUCUAAGAAACACGUUCUUUUGGCUAGGAAUGGGAAGGAAACCUUUCUCAUUCCGAACACUUCCCAAAUGUUGCAUUUCAUUGGUGAAAUCAUGCCUGUUGCCAGUUCUAAAUGUUAGCACACUCUUAUGACACAAUUUAAAUAAUAUGUCUUGUCAAACUCAGUAACCCGAUAACAGAUUAAAGCCAGGGCAAGCAACUGAUAACAGACAAUGACAUACACUGGAGGAUUCCAAGGGUUCUGAACAAAAUCUCUGUCCACAGACUGACACUUCGGAGACACCGCUAACAUAAAUAAUUCUUCCGUGCUUUCAAACUACCAUUCAUAACAAAACAACUCAGACUGCUGCUGGUGGGGCAGCUAUUGAAGAAGCACAUUUUUCACUACAAAAGUAAGCUGUGGGAAUAUGAAAAAAAGCCACGAGCAGCUCAACAGGAAAACUCAAAACUUCAAGUGGUGGCAGUGACUCAGGGAUAGAAAUGGUGCAUGAAGUAUAGUAAAAUGUCUGCAGCUGAACAAAUAAUGGCUUCCCCUCCAUGCCGCUCCUGCUCCUCAGCAGUGUGCAGCCAUUGGAACAUGGGACUCCGCAGCUCGGUUCCCAAAGCUUGGGUCAUCUUUGUUUCUGCUCUGAACAGGACAAAGAUAGUGUGCUUACCUGGAGGCUUCCUGUUGGCUUCGCGCUUUGGCAGGAUGACUUCAGCUCCUACUGAUGUUUGAGCUGGCUGGUCAGCGUGCUCUCUUCCAGCAGCAGUGCCUCAAACAGCAAUCUCUGCAUCUCCACAAUGGACACAAACAUGGACUGGAGAUGGCUCCUCCUGAACAUCUACCAUUCUGACUCUCAUUUCAUAUGAGAAUGCAGCGACAUCAGCCAGAACGCCAGCUCCAUGUGGCAGGCAGCACUGACACUGCUUGGACUUGGAACCACACUCAGCAGUGCCCAGGGGCCCUCAGGAGCACCAGUGUGGUGCCUUCCACACACUCAGUGCCUGCUUUUGCAGUGUGGUUGUUUCUGCUCCGUGGUGUGGGUGAUUAAAUUAAAUAGAAGAACAAAUCCCUUGGCUCUUA